This is a messenger RNA of Prunus armeniaca (apricot), 483 nucleotides long. Lineage: Eukaryota; Viridiplantae; Streptophyta; Magnoliopsida; Rosales; Rosaceae. The record is from the annotation of a GenBank genome assembly.
AUGUCAGCCCUAGAGCAAGGAUGGGUACGUAGGCAGCCUACAGUUACCAGGCACAGCCACGAGUUAGGGCCCCCGAGUUUCGACCCGGAUUUCAAAGUGGAAUUAGGGUCAGGUUGUUUCAGUGACUGGAGUGGAAGUCAAGAUGACAUGAAGAGCACCUCAGGAUAUGCUUUCUCUUUUAGAAGUGGUGUGUUUUCCUGGGCAUCUGUCAAGCAACACAAUGUUGCUCUCUCCACAACUGAAGCUGAGUAUGUCAGUGCAAGUGAAACAACUACUCAGGCUAUAUGGUUGAUGUUUGUGCUAGAGGAUUUUGGUGAAUUGCAGACAGAAGCAACUCCAUUUAUGGUAGAUAAUACUUCUGCCAUUGCAAUGACCAGAAAUCCUGUUUUCCAUCAAAAGACCAAGCAUAUCAACCGCAGAUAUCACUUCAUUCGAGAUGCCUUAAAAAGAAGAUGUAGUGAACUUGAGGUACUGCAAGUCUGA